AUGGCGGUCACCGACCCCGUGAAGCGACGCCAGCUUCUCCAGCAGGCCGAAAAGAUCCUUCUACAUCCUAUUCAUCCCCAUCUAAUCUCUUACUGUCCAACAAUGGAUCUGAUUGCCGUGGUCACCGACGAAGAAAACCUAGACGUGUAUCGAAUCAAUGGGCAAAGAGCCUUUGGGCUGAAGAGAAAGAAUGAAGACAUCAAUGUUGAUGCGUUACAGUGGGAGUUCAACGGCAAAAGCAUUGCGGUCAGCUGGAGUGAUGGGUCUACCGAUCUUGUCAGCGCAGAGACGGGAAAGGUGACCCAUAAGGAUGUCAUGUUACCUGCUGUCACACGUCAAGAGGGUAGCAUGAUAGAAGACUCUCCGGCGAGAGUUAGGUGUAUGGGCUGGGGCCUGAACUUCAUUGACGUUGACGCUGUAAAAAGGAGGACGGGUUUGGAGGAGAAGACGAAGGGUAAUGGCGCAAAAUCCACGCCAACUGAUGCUUUCGGCAGCCCGACAACGGAAAACUGGGAUGCGUUCAAAGACGAAACAACCCUCGAUGAUUUCCUGCAGCGACAGCCCGACUUUCAGACCCUGGACACCGCGCCUGAUCUACCCGACCAACUCGCGAUGAUGGAUAUGGAAUCACUAUUACCGAAACUUCCAGCAAUUCCAUCACCCCCUGCGCUACCGUUUAUGCGUGUCUCGGCAGCAGAUUCCGGCGCGUUCAGUUCACAGGCUGAAGUUGAUGCACUGCUACACUCACAUCAUCUGAAAGAUCACAACUCAGUCGACAUGCUCAUCCGCUGUUCCGAUCGCGGGACGGUGCAUCCCUCCAUUUACGACUCGCUUGAGACGGUCAAUGUAAAAUUGCCGAAGUCCUGGAAUGUCGAGAGCAUGCCGUUGCUACAUGCUAGUCAUCCAUAUAGCUGCACCCACGGCUUAUUGAUGCGCACCAGAUCCGCCGCCUCUCCACGAAAGUCACAACUUAGUUUCGUUCCCCUAACGCUGAACUUCAUCCCCUCAGCGGGUGUCUACCUUCAUCUCAUCGCCUCCAAGACCUCACAGCUGCAGAAUCUCUUCCUCUAUAUCACGCAAACCCUGCAACGUCUCCGUACCUUCUUCAAGCAUGCCCAAGAUCUGCCGUCAAAGUUCAUGAUGAACAUAUCAGAAACACUAGAGGAGAAAGGGCAAGGCGAUCUUGUCACGAACCUUUUUCAUAUAGCUUGCACAGGCAAUUGCCCGCCAGUGGUACGAGAGUGGCUGGUCGAUGAACUGGCAGAACAAGGGCACAAGCGGUGGGAUAAUACGGUUACGACAAGUUUCAUGACGCUUCUUGCGCUAGUGCAUGAGAAUCUGAUACCGGCACUGGAUCGGUGCAGUAUCGUCAUCUCCCGUCUUCGCGGCCUCGCACAUUUCCAUGACCGGGACUGGAUCUUCACAGGUCCGCUUACCGAUUUCACAGCGUUGCUGGAGGUGCUGAAGAAUAUGAGGCUGUUAGCGCAUACAGUUCUGCUGUAUGCAAGUGAGGAAAAGAGACAGUUUCAUGCAUUUAGCAAGUGGCUGCGGUUUACCAUUGACUAUGAAGCUACGGAGCCGGAGAGCCAAUCUAGAGGGGAAAUGGAGAAUCGGGAUCCUGGUGUUGACGUUGCCCAAGUCCUCGAGUACAUCAAAUACGGUCUCACAAAAUCGGACCUAACUCCUUACUUGAGACCAGAGGCGCAGCUAGGUCCGAAACCAAAAGGAACAGAGGCACCAAGUUAUGAAGACACGAAGAAAGCUGUUGAGCUCUUCAAGGAAGGUGCCAUGUUCAAGGAGGAGGCGCUGUGUCUUGAGCAUGUACUUGGACAUCUCAGUGUAGGUGUUACCGGUCUGCUUAAGCAGGUCAGUGGGUGGCAGGAGAACAAUAUCCGGAUGGAAUCUGGUCUUGUGCUGGACAACAAUGACGAUGGAGAUCAGGAGGAAGAGAGUGUGAAAGACAUGAGAAUGAUGCUGGAGCGGUCAAGCCACUCUCCAGACAGCAUCUCCACCUACAUUGCCCUCUUUUCGCUGUCGACGCCAUCGACUCUCCUCAUCCACCGCCUCACCCAUGCACCAAGCAUCACCUCCUUCCCAAAGGACAUACACGCCUAUGCCAUCUCCACUCUCGACUUCUCCUCCGCAUCGCCAACCACCAGAAUACUAGAUGCCAAGUUCGGAGACGACACAAACCUACUCGUACUCCUCCAGCUUCCCGGACCAAAGGGUAAUAAGACGACGAGCCACACAAACGUCUUGCUCUCUCUACCGUAUACCUCCAUGAAACUAGUGGCCUUCUCCCCCGUCCCCUCUUCGCGCCUACCCGACACGCUUUUACCAGCGGGGAAAUCUGUGCCAAAAUCCUUACGCACCACCGUCCCUAUGACGUCUGAGCUUGUAAAGAAAUAUACUAGACAUGUCUUUGAGGGCCGUUUCACGCCUCUUAAGCUUAUUGUCAACGGGAGGAAGGGGAGGAGAGUGGUAGUUGUGCUAGGGAGUGAUAAGAAGCAUUAUCGGGUCUUGGACAUGGACUUCCGAAAGCGGAAGAUAAAGGAGGGGCAAGAGGAGGGCGGGAGUGCUGAUGAGAGUGAAGAAGAUGAGGAUGAGGAUGAGGAUGUCGAAAUGGGCGGGGCAUGA
Cucurbitaria berberidis CBS 394.84 is the source of this 2637-nucleotide messenger RNA. RefSeq lists its product as uncharacterized. The coding region runs from base 1 to 2637 and encodes 878 amino acids. Gene Ontology annotation, biological process: positive regulation of mitotic metaphase/anaphase transition; protein K11-linked ubiquitination; anaphase-promoting complex-dependent catabolic process. The transcript is spliced from 2 exons. The record is from RefSeq and is a predicted model, not a curated record. NCBI's taxonomy places the organism in Eukaryota, Fungi, Ascomycota, Dothideomycetes, Pleosporales, Cucurbitariaceae. Gene Ontology annotation, cellular component: anaphase-promoting complex; nuclear periphery.